AUGAUUUUAUUUGUAGGUCCAAUUUAUGAAUUAACAGAUCCAGAUAAAAUACGUAUAAAAGUAUUUGCUCGUCUGAUUUCAAUGCCUGUUCAACUCAAAUAUUUUCUUGCUGAUCAAUUUGAAUGGCUUUUAUAUAUUACACAGUAUGCUUUGGAUGAUUUGCGACACAAUGCAUUAAAUACUGUUCAAUAUGCUGAAUUUAGUAUUCCAAGUUGUCAUCGUAGUCGAAAUGAAUCAAGUCAUAUUGGUAAACAUCUUGUACCUCUUGUUAGUACUUAUAUGCCUAAUUUACAAACAUUACGUCUUUGGAGACCAGAUGACUUUCCUUGGACAUCGAUUCGACCUGACAUUCAAUCUGAAAAAUUUUAUGGAAAAUUAGUUAGACAAUGGCUGAAGUUUUUACAUACGCCUCAAUCUAUCAAUGAACAUGUGAAUGUUUUUGAUCAUGAUCUUUGCCAAUUAAUUGAACAAUUAAAAAAACUUGUCUAUCUUGAUAUUCGUGGUUGUAUUUCUUAUGAUAAAAUUGAACCUUACCGUUUAAGAGUUCAAACUCGCUUUCCAAAUAGUCAAAUUCAUAUUUCUGCAUCAAGAUUUCGUCUUUGGAUAUAA
Messenger RNA from Rotaria sordida, 609 nucleotides. The record is from the annotation of a GenBank genome assembly. Lineage: Eukaryota; Metazoa; Rotifera; Eurotatoria; Philodinida; Philodinidae.